Molecule: messenger RNA, 1758 nt
Organism: Sphenostylis stenocarpa
Lineage: Eukaryota; Viridiplantae; Streptophyta; Magnoliopsida; Fabales; Fabaceae
Source: the annotation of a GenBank genome assembly
AUGGCAAUCCCCAGCCCCACCAGAUUAUCCCUUGCCAUGGAGAGAACCGGGCAAUGGGUUUUCUCCCCAGAAAUCCCCACCGACGUUAUUGUUGCAGUGGGAGAAGCCAGUUUUUCCCUCCACAAGUUUAUUCUGGCGGCUAAGAGUAACUACAUCAGAAAGGUGAUCAUGGAAUCAGAGGAGAGUGACCUAACCAGAAUAGACCUCACGAACAUACCUGGAGGCAAAGAAGCUUUUGAGAAAGUAGCGAAGUUCUGUUACAGCGUCAACUUCGAGAUCACUAUUCAUAACGUGGCGCCACUGCACUGCGCUGCUGAGUUCCUCCAGAUGACUGACGAGUAUUGCGACGGAAACCUCGCUGGAAGAACGGAGGACUUUCUCUCACAGGUCGGCCUCUCCACUCUCCAUAACGCCGUCGCGGUUCUCAAGUCCUGCCGGCAGCUUAUCCCCUUCGCCACCGAAGUCACCGUCGUUGACCGCUGUGUUGAAGUAAUCAGCUCUAAGGCUUGCAGCGAGGCGAAAUUCCCAAGCCAGUCGCCGCCGAGCUGGUGGACGGAGGAGCUCGCCGUGCUCGACGUCGAUUCCUUCGCCAAGGUAAUCAUCGCCAUGAAACAGCGCGACGCUAAGUAUCUAACCGUCGCCGGAGCGUUGAUCACGUAUACUGAACGCACGCUGCGGGAGCUAGUCCGCGACCACACCGGCGGAGGAAGAGGAAUCCGAUCGCAGAACUCCGGCGAAUCAGAUUCGGAGUCGAUAAGAAGCGAGCAACGCGAGAUUCUGCAGUCUACCGUGCCGCUCUUCCCGAUGGAGAAAGCGGCGUUUCCGAUCAACUUCCUCUGCUGCCUCCUGCGGUGCGCGAUCUAUCUCCGCGCGUCGAGCGCGUGCAAGCGCGAGCUUGAGAAGCGCGUCACGGAGAUACUGGAGCACGUGACGGUUGACGACCUUCUCGUGCUCACGUUCACCUACGACGGAGAGAGGCUCUUGGAUCUGGACAGCGUGAGGAGGAUUAUCUCCGGCUUCGUGGAGAAGGAGAGGAGCACGAUGGUGUUUGACGCCGGCGUGAACUUCAACCAACACUUCUCCCCUGCGAUGCAGCGCGUGGCCAAAACGGUGGAUGCGUACCUCGCUGAGAUAGCCGCAUAUAGCGAACUCUCCAUCUCUAAGUUCAACGGCAUCUCCAUCCUCAUUCCCAAUGGCGCAAGAAAAUCCAACGACGAUCUAUACCGCGCGGUUGAUAUCUACCUCAAGGUGCACCCGAACCUGGACGAGAUAGAGAAGGAAAAGGUAUGCAGUGUGAUGGACCCACUGAAACUAUCGUACGAGGCGCGUGUGCACGCAUCGAAGAAUAAGCGGUUGCCAUUGCAGAUCGUGCUUCACGCGCUGUAUUACGACCAACUGCAUCUGAGGAGUGGUACGACAGAGGACAAGGAGGCGGUAGCGGUGGCGAUGUCGGCGGACAGGAAACAACUUCAGGCUGACGUGUCUCUGGUGAGGGAGAACGAGGAGUUGCGAUCGGAGCUGACGAAGAUGAAAAUGUACAUUACCGAUUUGGAGAAAAAUGUCCAGGGAACGUCGUCGUCGUCUGGGACUGGGAGGGAGACUCCUGGGCCUGUUAAAAGGCACACCUUUUUCUCGUCCAUGUCGAAGAAACUGAGCAAGUUGAACCCGUUCAAGAAUGGGUCUAAGGACACGUCACACAUUGACGAUGCCCCUGUGGACUUGACCAAGCCCAGAAGGAGAAGGUUCUCCAUUUCCUAG